GCCCAGUACGAACGCGGUCAAUAACAACAUGGUGGAGUGACUGAACAAUUGUUCGACAGCACCAAGAUUUGUUCACUCUACCUGCUAAAGACAUGCAUGGAAGGAUCAAGGUGCGUACAACAGCUGAGCAAGCUGAAGCAAAGAGGAAAGAGAGAGAAAAGAAGCUAAAGAUCUAUAAAGAAACUACCAGCCACAUCUAUGAGAAGAGAAAGAAUGGAGAAAAAGACAAAGAGUCACUUUCUUUAACAGAACAAGUACUUGCAGCUAACCCAGACUUUUCUACUUUGUGGAACUUCAGAAGGGAGAUUUUCUUGUACAUGAAAAAUGAAAAUCCACCAGAUGUCAUGCAAGAAAUUUGCCAGAAGGAGCUGUUCUUUCUACAGAACUGUUUGCAAGUGAAUCCCAAAUCUUACAGUGUUUGGCACCACAGACAGUGGAUCAUGGAAUUUAUGCCGCAGCCUAACUGGAAGCAAGAGUUACAUCUUUGCAACAAGUUCCUCUCAUACGAUGAAAGAAACUUUCACUGCUGGGAUUACAGACGAAUCUCUGUCAAGAAAGCUGAGGUGGCUCCUGCUGAUGAAUUUGACUUUAGUACAGAGAAGAUCAAAGAAAACUUCUCAAACUAUUCCUCAUGGCAUUAUCGCAGCAAGCUUCUUCCACUGAUUCAUCCUGAUCAGAGUGGAGAUAAAGAAAGGGUGGAGGAAGGCGCACUUAUGAAAGAAUUUGAUCUUGCUCAAAAUGCAUUCUUCACUGAUCCUUAUGAUCAGAGUGCUUGGUUCUACCACAGAUGGCUUCUGGGAAGAGCCAGGCUGCAGAUGGAUAUAUUGUGCCUGUACAUGAGGUGUAAUGAUACUCUAAUAACAGUCAUUGUACAAUUUACUCAACCAGUCCAGGUACCUAAGGAAAAUCCACUUGUCUCUAUUGACUGUCGAGAGGUUACUGGAGAUUGGAAUAACUCUUUUCACAACAAUCAUCCUUCUACUGUUUGGAUUUUUAGCUGUAAUUACAAUUCUCUGAAUGCACCUGAUGAAACAACAAUUAAGGUGCAAUUUGUGGAUGGAAAACUGGAACGUAGUGUGGUGUUGCCUAAAGGUGAAUCAGAAGUGUGGUCCACUGCUAGCGAGCUACAUCUUUUUAGAGCAGAGCUGACUGCCGUUCAUAGUUCUGUUCUCCAACAAGAGUUAGAUUCUUGCCGACUUUUACUAGAAGAGGAACCAGACAACAAGUGGACAAUGUUAACAAUGGUGUUAUUGAUGCGUGCACUGGACCCACUGCUACAUGAAGAGGAAACAGAGUUGCAUCUAGAAAAACUGACACAGGUUGACAGCUACAGACAAGGUUACUACAAAGAUCUUAGAAGAAAAUUUAGAUUAGAAAACACCAUUGAGAGGCACCGCUCAAACAAGGCGGAAACGAAGAGGUCAAUUGAUUUAUCUAAAAUGGACUUGACGUCUCUAUCUCACAUGGAUCAGCUAGUGCUUAUGAAAGAAGUCAACUUAUCUCACAACAAACUAACUUCACUGGACGAGUGUAACAUGCUACAAUGCGUCAACAUCUUGGAUGUCAGUAAUAACAGUCUGCGGUGCAUCACUAAAAGGCAUGCGCUAAGACUUUGCUCUCUGGAAGAACUCUCCCUUUCUAAUAAUGAUAUUUCAGAUAUAGAUUGUUUGCAAAGUCUUCAACAUUGUACAUCGCUCAGGAAGCUCGAUUUACGCGGAAAUCCAUGUUGUCAGUUACCUGGUUACAAAGAAGCUGUGAAAUCGCUGUUAAAAAAUCUUCAAGAGUUGGAUGGUGAGAACAGUUGACGAAUCCUAACAGAGAACGCACAGAAUUUUACGAUUUUAGCGAAAACGCCGACGCGGUGAUCUGAGGCCCACAGGAACAAAAAAACUCUAAGAAAUGGCAACGAUUGCUGUCGAUAGACCAUUUUCGUUUUCUCGGUAUUGGACUGGAACUAGCUUGAAACUGAGGCUAACGCGGGGCAGUCUUUUCAAAUGCAAAUGACAUUAAUCUCUUUUUAAUGAUAUUCCCCCGUAUAAGCCUCAUUGCACGCUAAUUCCAGUCCAGUACCGAGAAUAGGAAAAUGGUCUAAUCAGGAUCUUAAAUGAAUACUAUAGCGCGUAAUUAAGAAAAAUAUUAGAAAAUAAAUGGAAAUCGUGACUUUUUUAAUUUUUGCGGAACACAUGGUACAAAAUGGACACAGUAAUAAAAGUUCUUUUUGGCUUUUAAGUUUUGCCUUUACAUAAAAUAGUGUAAAAGUAACAUAGCCCGGACAAUUGCAAAAGUGGUCUAAAUUCAUCUUUUUAAAUUUUUUAAACACGCCUGAGGGAGACAUGUGUACCGAUGUAUCGCUGAUGGCGACCACGCAACAAAUUUGGACUGUGGCUGUAAAACAAACGAAUUACAGUGCGGACUGGGAGAGGGUUGUGGUAAUUUAGAUAGGGUUAGAUAAUAAAUUCGCGGUGACGGAGAAAUAUAUAGGAUGAUACAGGGUAAGCAGGUGUAAACAGGCCGCGUAGCACCUACAUAAUAAUAUAUCAAACACGAAAGACCGUGUUUGACCACAUUUCCAGGCACCGAGAAAAGAGUUGAAAAUACAACGCGUAGCGGAGUAUUUUUGAAAAACUGAGAUUUACAAUGAAACGUUUCAGCGCUUUAAUGUACAUCCUUAUAAGGAAUUCAUUGAUGCACGAAGUAAACCUAAAUUAUAAUAAUGAUUUAAGAUUUUAAAACGCGCAGACAAGGCAGACUGAAGACCACAUUACAGGAUUCAAAGCAAUUCUAAAACGAAAAUUAGAAACAAAAAGAGCUUUGCCGGCAAAAAGAGAAAUUAUUUUAAAAGGUUGGAAGUUAGGUCUUUGCUUAGAAUUGUUAUUGGGCUUUUAUAUUUUUUACAUGCGCUAUAACUGUUAGCCUGGCAAGCAUCAAGACAGAUAACCUUCUAUUAAAUAUACAUGUCAAUAAAACACAACACGGAGGGCUGAAGUUAAUUAUCCAAUCGGAACGCUUCAUUACCGUUCCCUUAUUAGACCGGAUAAGUAUCUAUUAAAAUAAGAGAUUUAUUAAACGACUUUUUAAAACUUGGUUAAAACCAAGAUUGCUCUUGACCGGACGAUAAGAACAUUAAUGUUUCCAUCGCUGGAAGACUUCAGAGCCGAUAUUUUCUAAAUGUGAGGAAUUUUUACAGAGCAGCUUCCUGUAAUAUUUAUAUGUUCUUCAGUGAGCCCAGUUUUGCGUGUUUUGAACUCUUAAAUUAACUAAAUUCUAAUUUUAGCUUACUACGUGUAUCAAUUGACUCACGUAUCGACCCAUCGUUUAGUUGAGCACUUAAAUCCACGGUGAGCGAUGAAAGCCAAUAGCCGAAAAGUGCAGCUAAUUUCCUUAACUUUUAAUUGCGUAAUCGGUGUGUCCGAUUCGCUCAUCUCGAGGACGUAAAUCAAAGAUCAAGGAGCAGAAAAGUCCGUUAGAUGAUUAAUGGAAUCGAAAGAGUUUGUGACGGAAUAGCUUUUACAUGUAGUACCUUCGGUACUCUUUUUGCAAAAGUUGCCAAAGAAAACCAAUUCAAUCCCGGAAG
Messenger RNA from Orbicella faveolata, 3574 nucleotides. Its product is annotated as geranylgeranyl transferase type-2 subunit alpha-like. Gene Ontology annotation, biological process: protein geranylgeranylation. Gene Ontology annotation, cellular component: cytoplasm; Rab-protein geranylgeranyltransferase complex. The record is from RefSeq and is a predicted model, not a curated record. NCBI's taxonomy places the organism in Eukaryota, Metazoa, Cnidaria, Anthozoa, Scleractinia, Merulinidae. Gene Ontology annotation, molecular function: protein binding; Rab geranylgeranyltransferase activity; zinc ion binding.